Molecule: messenger RNA, 6265 nt
Organism: Gigantopelta aegis
Lineage: Eukaryota; Metazoa; Mollusca; Gastropoda; Neomphalida; Peltospiridae
Exons: 6
Coding region: 142-672 (176 amino acids)
Source: RefSeq, a predicted model, not a curated record
UUUCAGAUCUACAUGUUAAUGAUGGACUAAACUGUACUGGGAUAUCACGGUGACAAGAAAGGAUACUUUAACAAACAACUCAUGAAUGAAUAUACGGUAUUGCCGAAUCGAUGGUUCUCCCCGAUGUGAGUAACCGCCUCCAUGUUGGUUUCACUCGACCAUAUAAUGGGCUGUGGCAGGAGUAAAUGUGACUCCCAAAACAGCAUUGACGAUGUCAAGGACCACAAACUCAUAAAGCCGAAGUCUAUCGGCGGCGGCGGUGGUGGGAAGGCAGAGAAAAACAAUAAAAUCAGUGACUGGAAGGAAAAUGAAGACCCGGUCAGGACAGCAAACACUAAAGUCAGCAGUGGCAGUCAGCAGGAGAAAUCAUCGAGAAAACAAGAAGAAAAGCUGACAGCGUCGCCGCUCAGCAGCAGACCCAGCAACGUGAACGGGAACCUGCCAAACCAAAAAACACAGGACGCGGACAACACGAAGCCCACGGAGAAGAAGAAGACACCUACAGUGGCGGAUGGGAAGUUGCUGACAGUUUCCAAAGACAAAGACAAGACACAGACAUUAACAAAUCAAACAGUGCUAAUGACCAGCAGCCAAGUUGAGUUUUUCCGACUGUUGGAUGAGAAAAUAGAAAGUGGUCGAGAUUAUUUAUCCCAUUCAGAAUCUGAAGACUAGUGGAUACGAAUAUUGACUCUAUAAAGAAAGAGAUAUUAAGACUAUUGUAAUGUAAAAACUUCAUCCACCGUCUCCUAUGUUCUUACAUUGGAGAUGGAUGAAUUCGAACAUGUGUGUUUAUAUUACACCAAAGCUGCAUGCUUUAUCAUACUUCAUUCUUCAGGGAUCUCAUUGUAGCAGUUGGCAAAACAGAUGUCAACUGUUCAUACGUGUACAGGUAAAACUAAAAUGCAAUGUGACAGAUAGUCAAUAGUGAUUAUGCCCGACUGAUUUUUAUUUAUUUAAUUUUUCACGUUUUAAUCACCUUUCUUUUGUAAAGCAAUUUUGGUAUGGAUAUUUGAGUUUUAUAGUUACCCUCUUGGAAGAUGUCAUCUUGACCUGCCUUAAACACUCAUGUACAGAAAUGUUAAGGAUCUGUCUUAAAACACUCAUGUACAGAAAUCUCAAAACACUCAUAUACAGAAAUCUCAAAACACUCAUGUACAGAAAUCUUAAGGAUCUGUCUUCCUCUUUUAUAAAGUGCUGACCUUGUAUCAAUUCUCUGUGACUUUGUUUUAGCACACACUGAUCACAUGUUUAUGCUAAAACAAACUGGAGAUGCUGGCAUGUAUGCAUGGGAAGGUUUUGGGAGUCAAACCUCCCCACCCCCAACUCUAGUGAAUUUUCUCUUUUUCACAGUGUAUUUUCCGGGGAGCAUGACUCGCCCACCCACCUAGAAACAUUGCUCACCAGAGCCUAGACACCCUCCCAUAUAAAUUCCUGCCAUGCCUGAGAUGGUAUUGAUAAUAUCUGCAACAUGCUGAAUUUUGACCAAUACAGCUGGAUGGUAUUGAUAAUAUCUGCAACAUACUGAAUUUUGACCAAUACAGCUGGAUGGUAUUGAUCAUAUAUCUGCAACAUGCUGAAUUUUGACCAAUACAGCUGGAUGGUAUUGAUAAUAUCUGCAACAUGCUGAAUUUUGACCAAUACAGCUGGAUGGUAUUGAUAAUAUUUUCAACAUACUGAAUUUUGACCAAUACAGCUGGUUUUAUGUUUUUUUAGUUCAACUGGCAAGAUGUUAAAUUAAAACAUUAUGAAGACUAGAAAAUAAUUUAAAUAUUAGACAGUCUUACUGUUUCAACUUGGUUUUCCUGCUUAUAUCCAAUCGAGGCACAAUCCUGCUGUCUUUGACACACACACCCAUGCACCACCCUCCCCACACACACACCCCCCCCCCCCCCCCAGUCCCCUGCUAUCUAGGCUCUGUCCAGUAGUUGUACUAACCCUGCACAGUGUGCUCACUGUAUAGUGCAGGAGGUAAUUAACAGAGGUCUACACAUUGAGUAUUCCACCAACUGGCAAACGUGUAUGCUCAAUGUAUAGUCCAGGAGUUAAUAGAGGUCUACAAAUUGAGUAUUCCGCCUACUGGCAAAUAGGUAUGUUCAUUGUAUAGUCCAGAAGUUAACAGAGGUCUACAAAUUGAGUAUUCCACCUAUUGGCAAAGGUGUGGGAUUUAGAGGACGUACUACUAUCAGAGCUAUUGACUUGUAUGGUAGUAGAAGUGUUAAGUUGAGCAAUAGGUAGCAGGAUAGCUGACAUAAAGUUGAAACAUAUGACCAGAUAGAUGCCCACCCCCCAUCUUUUGGUAGGAAUAUGGUGUGUGCAAUAAAUAUGAUUGCACCCAUUCAUGGGAAGCUUUUACAAAAACUCUUAUUUCAAAAUAGAUUCACUUUUUUAUACUAAAGGUCUGUGUUUUGUGUUACCUGUCUAUAUGUUUGGUUUUACAGUUCAGUACAAUAGAGUAUAAUAUGACAAUUCAAUACAAUAGAGUAUAAUAUGACAGUUCAGUACAAUAGAGUAUAAUAUGACAGUUCAGUACAAUAGAGUAUAAUAUGACAGUUCAGUACAAUAGAGUAUAAUAUGACAGUUCAGUACAAUAGAGUAUAAUAUGACAGUUCAGUACAAUAGAGUAUAAUAUGACAGUUCAGUACAAUAGAGUAUAAUAUGACAGUUCAGUACAAUAGAGUAUAAUAUGACAGUUCAGUACAAUAGAGUAUAAUAUUACAGUUCAGUACAAUAGAGUAUAAUAUUACAGUUCAGUACAAUAGAGUAUAAUAUGACAGUUCAGUACAAUAGAGUAUAAUAUUACAGUUCAGUACAAUAGAGUAUAAUAUGACAGUUCAGUACAAUAGAGUAUAAUAUUACAGUUCAGUACAAUAGAGUAUAAUAUUACCAACAUGGAAUUCCAUGGAAUAUACAGUGUACAUGUAUUACACAUUUGUUAUGUUUUAUCAUAGCACAUUUAAUCUGAAAGUGCAAUAGUAACAUCUUCUGUUUAAAUUUCAUUUCAUUUCAUAAUUGUGUUUUCUUUUCUUGAUCAGACUGAAAUAAUUUUUCCUACUAAGUGACUGGCCAUUAGAUACCAUUUGUCUUACGACUGAAAGUGAGCUGGGUUUGUUGUUUAAACAAUGAGCUGUAAGAUAAAUGUUAAGAUAAAUGUUAAACCUACAUGUUGUAUGGUGUGGCUGUGGCAUAUGUGUCAUCACCAUGGAAACUGAUAUCAAAUAUGCAUGGAAGAUCGCUGUGUGAUUCCAGAAAUCCCACACAGUCUUCUCUCCAUGGGGCAUGUAAGAAAUGGCAUCUUCAUAUAAGCAAUACAAGUCUGUUUAGUUUACAGAAAAAUUUGAACUCGAGAUUCUUGGCAACUGACGUGUGCAUUGCAGUAAUAGCACACAUCAUGUUUCUAGUAACUUAGGAGGUGUGUAAAACAUGUUUAUUUGAUAGUAUUUGUCAGUUCAGUGAAUCAGAAAAUGAAUAAGAAUCCAAAUGGGCAUCAUCCUGUAACAUAACUUGCACAUUAAAGCAUUAAUAUCAAAUUCCUGAAUUCUGUAUCAGGCAAUGAAUUGGGGGAUCCAUUUUUAGGAUUGCGCAGGAAUCACAAAUAUGAUGUAAUGUACAAUAGAUGUUUUGGAACUUCGUCUCAUACUCCUACACUUCCGAACCAAAAUUUUGGGAUUCGUGGAAGCAUGAAAUCCUGCUAAACUUACAAGCUGUAUAUUUAAGAAUAAAUCACUAUUGUUGGUGUCCAUGACAUCACAGAUGUUACCUGAAUUUUUUUGUACUACAUUUGUGUCCACCUGGAAGUCCAAUUUGACUUUCUCAGAUAAACUACAACCGUUGGUGCAGCCUGUUAUGCAGAUUAUUGUAUAGCAGUACUGGUGUUAUAAGAGUCCAAUUUGACUUUCUUGGAUAAACUACAACAACCACUGGUGCAGCCUGUUAUACAGAUUACUUGUAACACUUCCCCAUAAAUCAUCUAAUCAUUCAGUAUUCAAUCUGCCAUGUAUGAGAAAAUGUCCAUUACCCCUUGACUUGCAAUAAUAUAUAGAAGUAUAUAAUCAUAAACAUCGUCAUUCCUUACUGUAUUUAGAGAAAUAUCGCAAUAUUGGUUCCUGAACUUUUACACGUUUUACUACAUCUUUUGUAAUUGUAGUAGCAAUAUGAUAACAGAUGACAGCAAAAUUACUACUCAAAGUUCACCUAUUAAAUAUAUAUUUAAAAAUAACUAAACGAUCUAUACGCUUUUAGAAUUUGGACUGUACCAGUUUUAUAGUUCCUUAUGAUCUCACCUGUUGAAUUGUAUAGUUGUUUGUUUAUUUAUUUAUUAACUUGUAUAUUUAUUUAUCAUUGCUAUUAAUCUGAGAUAGAUGUACAUGUGUAAUAGGGAAAUACCAGAUUUUAUGGAUGAACUUCCGAUGAAGAUAUUGCACGAACAAGGCUAUCAACUGCCAUCUAAAUGAAUUCACUUCACCAACAUACAUUGUGUAGGUACAAGCGGUUUCGCUGGGUUCCUCUCAAGGACAAGGUUUUAAACCUUUGUCUUGUAUUGACGCUUUGUUAUCAAGGCGUGACAUGAAGGCACAUCUGUUUCUGUGAACUUUGCAUUGAUAAUUAUGGUUAUAUUUUAAUUUAGAUUUUUAGAUGUUUAACAAUCAGUAUGUAGUUUAUUAUUUGAACCACUGGUGGGACCGGAUUUGGUGGGGACAGCAAAACUAUGCUUAUAGGACAAAAUUCACAAAAAUAUUGUAGACUAACUCAGGGCUAUAUAUAUUAGUAUGAGCAGAACAUUUUAUCAAAUUAUCUAUUAAAUUUCAAUUCCCCCAUUAUUUUCUAACACAAUAUCAAUUAUCACAUGAAAUUAUGUGGCGAAAAAAAUAAAUAUAUAUAUAUAUAUUUUUAAUAUCCUCAUUUGGCAAAUGUGUCGAGUGCCAGAGCCAGAGCUAGCCCUGUAACCAACUUGUAACAUUAUUUACAUUAUUUACAUUAUUUACAUUAUUUGAUUUUUAAAAUGUAUCAAUCUAUGUCCCAGGCCAAAAUGUUACCAUGCUGACUAGGAUUUAAAAACAUGUUGAAAUAAAUAGAGAUUAUUACACGAGCUUGUGUGUCGCACUGAUUUUAUGAAACUCGUGUCAGGAUUCUUGUACUGCCCGAGCGACAGCGAGUGUAAUAAUUUCUUUAUUAUCCAAUUUAUCCAUAAUAUUAUUUUCAUGAAUAACAAGCUAGGACCAUGUCAAACUGUUUCAAAACUAACUAGAAAGAGACGAGAAAAUGAUGUCAUAAGCGAUUACACAAAGCUAAGACUGGGGAAUCUACAUUAAGUUAUGAUGUCGCUUCCUAAAAUUACGUCAUUUGUUGUGCAUAUGAAAUCAUUGUGACACACGUGUGUCAUACUGGUUAUAUUUCCCUGUAUAUCUUGAACUAUGUGGAUAAUAAUACCUGUAAUGAUAAGAAAACUGAAUGUUUAGGUGGGUAAUUUGGGGUUGUUGGGGUUUUGUUUUUUUGGGCGGGGGGGAGUUUUGAAGUUCUACAUUGUAUAGUGCAUUUAGCCGGAAAUUGUGCUCUAUAACAGGACAUGUUGAUUGCACAAAUUGAAAUAUUUGUUAUGCUGUAUUUUUGACACAAGUGUGUCCCUGUGAUAUGUAUUGUUGUGAACAGAGUAAUAUAUAGCAUAUGUGUGGUAUCAUGUUUAUUGGAUUGUCAUCAGAGGGUAAUAUAUAACAUAUGUAUGGUAUCAUGUUUAUUGGAUUGUCAUCAGAGAGUAAUAUAUAACAUAUGUAUGGUAUCAUGUUUAUUGGUUUGUCAUCAGAGGGUAAUAUAUAGCACAUAUAUAUAUGUAUUAUCAUUUUUCUUUAUUCGAUUGUCGUCAGAUUUUCAGAUUUGUUUUCAAUUCAUAGACUGUCAGUCUCAAAGACGACAGCUAAGAGUGUUACAUGCAAUAUUAAUUUUAUUCACUUUUUGUCAGUUGGGCACUGGGUUAUUCUUCACCUCAUUAUAAUUCAUCAGCUAUGCUAAUUAUGCAUUUUUGUAAUAAUCCAACCAUUUACCAUUUUAUAUUAAGACAUUUAUUACAUUAUUUUUUGUAAGACCUAAUAAGAAAUUGUGUGUUUUCGGGAACCUGACCCUACCUAGAAAAAAAGGACGACCCUAUUGGUUUUUAUUUCAAUUUUUUUAUUAUUAAUAUACAGAUAAAAAGAGUACAUUUGUAACAUUUUAUUAUUAAUAUACAGAUAAAAAGAGUACAUUUGUAACAUUUUAUUAUUAAUAUACAGAUGAA